This is a messenger RNA of Notechis scutatus (mainland tiger snake), 2919 nucleotides long. Lineage: Eukaryota; Metazoa; Chordata; Lepidosauria; Squamata; Elapidae. The record is from RefSeq and is a predicted model, not a curated record.
AUGGCAUGCAUCACACAGGCCUCCCAGACACCCCUAGUGGAGAUUUGCAGAGUGGCUACGUGGAUCUCCCUGUCUCUGUUCAUCAGACAUUACCGUCUGGACUCCUAUGAGUUUGAGGAGUAUGACUUUUGGCAGACGGUUGCUUCAUCUAAGCCUUAUGCAUUUAACCGUGUAUUCCAGUCACACACAUCACAGGAACAUGUAUAUAAUGAUUGUGCUAAAAAGAUUGUCAAAGAUGUACUUGAGGGAUACAAUGGUACAAUAUUUGCUUAUGGGCAAACAUCAUCCGGGAAAACUCACACUAUGGAGGGGAAGUUGCAUGAUCCAGAUGGCAUGGGGAUUAUUCCAAGGAUAGUGCAAGAUAUUUUUAAUUAUAUUUAUUCCAUGGAUGAAAAUUUGGAAUUUCACAUUAAGGUAUCAUAUUUUGAAAUUUAUCUGGAUAAAAUAAGGGACCUUUUGGAUGUCUCAAAGACCAACCUUUCUGUUCAUGAGGACAAAAACCGAGUACCUUACGUAAAGGGCUGCACUGAACGUUUUGUGUGUAGUCCAGAAGAAGUUAUGGAUACUAUAGAUGAAGGAAAAUCAAACAGGCAUGUAGCAGUUACAAAUAUGAAUGAACAUAGCUCUCGGAGUCAUAGCAUCUUUCUCAUUAAUGUAAAGCAAGAAAACACUCAAACAGAGCAGAAAUUGAGUGGAAAGCUUUAUCUUGUAGACUUGGCAGGUAGUGAAAAGGUUAGUAAAACUGGAGCAGAAGGUGCAGUAUUGGAUGAGGCUAAAAAUAUCAACAAAUCUCUGUCAGCUCUUGGGAAUGUUAUUUCUGCUUUAGCUGAAAAUAGUACAUAUGUACCUUAUCGAGAUAGUAAAAUGACCAGAAUUUUACAAGAUUCGUUAGGAGGCAAUUGUAGAACCACAAUUGUUAUUUGCUGCUCCCCAUCAUCUUACAAUGAAUCUGAAACAAAAUCUACACUGUUAUUUGGUCAGAGAGCCAAGACUAUCAAGAAUACAGUGUGCAUUAAUGUAGAAUUAACUGCAGAACAGUGGAAGAAAAAAUAUGAAAAAGAGAAAGAGAAAAACAAAACACUGCGUAACACUAUUCUGUGGCUUGAAAAUGAGGUCAAUAGAUGGCGCAAUGGAGAGACUGUACCUCUUGGGGAACAGUUUGAAAAGGAAAAGGUUAAUUUGGAAGCAUUUGCUGUGGAUAAAGAUAUUGCAAUUAUUAAUGAUACCUUAACUGCUACUACUGGAGUAAUUGGCAAUUUUGGUGAAGCUGAAAGGAGAAAGUAUGAAGAAGAAAUGGCCAAAAUGUAUAAACAGUUAGAUGACAAGGAUGAAGAAAUCAAUCAACAAAGCCAAUUAGUAGAAAAACUAAAAACACAGAUGUUGGAUCAGGAAGAGCUUCUAGCAUCCACCAGGUGGGACCAAGACAAUAUGCAAGCUGAACUGAAUCGCCUUCAAGCUGAAAAUGAUGCUUCUAAAGAGGAAGUAAAAGAAGUUCUCCAAGCCCUUGAGGAACUUGCUGUCAACUAUGAUCAAAAGUCACAAGAAGUUGAAGCCAAGAUAAAAGAACAUGAACUACUAAGUGAUGAAUUGAAUCAGAAAUCGGUAACAUUAGCUAGUAUAGAUACAGAGUUUCGAAAUCUUAAGGAAAUGACCAAUCAUCAGAAAAAACGUGCAGCUGAAAUGAUGGCAUCUCUGUUAAAAGAUUUUGUAGAAAUGGGAAUUGCAGUUGGAAAUAAGGAUGUAAAGCAGCUAGAAGGAACUGGUAUGAUAGAUGAGGAAUUCACAGUUGCAAGACUGUACAUCAGUAAAAUGAAAUCUGAAGUAAAGACUACGGUAAAACGAUGUAAGCAGUUAGAAAGUAUGCAAACAGAAAGGAGGAAGAAAAUGGAAGAAAAUGAAAAUGAGCUAGCAGCCUGUCAGCUUUGUAUUUCACAGCAUGAAGCCAAGAUCAAGUCACUUACAGAAUAUCUUCAGAACGUGGAACAGAAGAAAAGACAGCUUGAAGAGUCUGUGGAUUCUCUUAAUGAUGAGCUAGUUGAGCUCCGAACCCAAAAAAAAGUUCAUGAAAUGGAGAAAGAACAUCUGAACAAAGUUCAGACUGCAAAUGAGGUCAAGCAAGCAGUUGAGCAGCAAAUCCAAAGUCAUCGUGAGACUCAUCAGAAGCAGAUUAGCAGCUUGAGAGAUGAGGUUGAGGCAAAAGAAAAACUAAUUACUGAUCUGCAAGAUCAAAAUCAGAAGAUGAUGUUAGAGCAGGAACGGCUCAGAAUUGAAUAUGAUAAGCUGAAAACUGUGGAUCAGGAAAAAAGCAGGAAAUUGCAUGAACUUAUUGUUAUGCAAGAUAGAAGAGAACAAGCAAGACAAGACUUGAAAGGUUUAGAAGAGACUGUGGGCAAAGAACUUCAGACUCUGCAUAAUCUCAGGAAACUCUUUGUUCAAGAUUUUGCCACAAGGGUUAAGAAGAAUACAGAUAUUGACUCAGAUGAUACUGGUGGGAGUGCUGCCCAGAAACAGAAGAUUUCUUUUCUUGAGAACAAUCUUGAACAGCUCACAAAAGUCCACAAACAGUUGGUACGUGAUAAUGCAGAUCUUCGCUGUGAGCUUCCAAAACUGGAGAAAAGGCUUAGAGCUAUAGCUGAAAGAGUUAAAGCUUUGGAAUCAGCACUAAAAGAAGCAAAAGAGAAUGCCUCCAGAGACCGCAAGCGAUACCAACAAGAAGUAGACAGAAUUAAAGAAGCAGUGAGAUCAAAGAACAUGAUCAGAAAGGUACAUUCAGCACAGAUUGCUAAACCUAUUCGUCCUGGUCAACAUCCAGCUGCUUCUCCAACUCAUCCAAAUGCAAUUCAUGGUGGAAUUGCUUUUACUCAAAAUAGCCAGCCAGUUGCCUUACAUGGAGGUGGAGCUCAGAAAGAGGAAGCAUGA